Rosa chinensis is the source of this 2005-nucleotide messenger RNA. Its product is annotated as metal tolerance protein 1. NCBI's taxonomy places the organism in Eukaryota, Viridiplantae, Streptophyta, Magnoliopsida, Rosales, Rosaceae. The coding region runs from base 327 to 1583 and encodes 418 amino acids. Gene Ontology annotation, molecular function: zinc ion transmembrane transporter activity. The transcript is spliced from 2 exons. Gene Ontology annotation, biological process: zinc ion transmembrane transport. The record is from RefSeq and is a predicted model, not a curated record. Gene Ontology annotation, cellular component: vacuole; plasma membrane.
UGGAAUAUUGUAAUAUGAAUUGAGGUGUCUGGUAAUGUGUGCCAUCAACAAAGUGGACAAACUUUGCCACGACCGGAGGCCCACGCUAGCACCUCUCCGACUAUACAGGGUUGAGUUUGGUUGUGGAAGAAGGUUUGGUGAGGCUAAAACUGUAAAGUCACGGAGGGCGGCUGAGUAAAGGUGACGCCUUUAAAAGGGUUUCAGGAGAGUCCCGGGAGGCAAAUCAGGCAAUACAAUCGAUAAGAUCCUCAAGGCCGUAAGGACCCGUAUCAGUAACAAACUCAUAGAGAAAGACCCACUUUUUGUAUUCCAGAAGUACCAUAAAGAUGGAAUCAGAGAAUACACAACAUUCCCAGAUUAUUGAGAUCCAUGGAGAUGCUCCUGGUGAAGAGACGAGUGUGGGUGGGAGUAAGAUUUGUGGGGAAGCACCGUGUGGACUGUCGGAUGUUGGACCACAUUCUAAAGAUUCCAAAGAACGAUCAGCUGCCAUGCGCAAGCUCUUGAUAGCAGUGGUACUCUGUGUUCUCUUCAUGGGUGUUGAAGUGUUUGGUGGCAUUGAAGCCAAUAGCUUAGCAAUAUUGACUGAUGCAGCACAUUUGCUCUCUGAUGUUGCAGCCUUUGCCAUCUCCUUGUUCUCCUUGUGGGCUGCUGGCUGGGAAACCACUCCCCGUCAGUCUUACGGCUUUUUCAGGAUUGAGAUUCUCGGUGCUUUGGUUUCUAUCCAACUCAUAUGGUUGCUUGCUGGGAUAUUGGUGUAUGAAGCCAUUGUUAGAAUGAUUAAUAACACAUCUGAUGUGAAUGGUUUUCUGAUGUUUCUUGUUGCUGCAUUUGGUCUAGUGGUUAAUAUUGGCAUGGCUGUACUGUUAGGCCAUGAUCAUGGUCAUGAUCAUGGCCAUGGCCAUGGUCAUGGUCACGGCCAUGAUGAUCAUGAUCAUCACAGCCAUGGAAUGAUAUUUUCUACUCAUCAUCACCAUCACCAUCACCAUGAGGAACACUCGAAUGACGAGCACCAUCAUGAUCAUGAAGAACACUCGCAUGAUGAACACCUUCACAGUCAUGAUGAUCAUAAACACAAUGGUGCUGAUGAAGGUCAUGCUCAUGAGCCACUCUUGGACAAGCCAAAAGACGGGCAUGGCCAGAAGAAGCAACGGAACAUAAACGUGCAGGGAGCUUACCUUCAUGUUCUUGGGGACUUGGUUCAAAGUAUCGGUGUAAUGAUUGGUGGGGCCAUCAUAUGGUACAAGCCGGAAUGGAAGAUAGUUGAUUUGAUUUGCACCCUAAUAUUUUCUGUCAUUGUUUUGGGGACAACUUUCAAGAUGAUAAGGAACAUACUUGAUGUACUAAUGGAGAGCACACCAAGGGAGAUUGAUGCAACGAAACUUGAGAAGGGGCUGUUGGAGAUGGGAGAAGUGGUGGAAAUCCAUGAGCUGCAUAUAUGGGCAAUCACAGUUGGGAAAGUCCUGCUGGCUUGCCAUGUGAAAAUCAGACCUGAAGCAAAUGCAGACAUGGUGCUGGACAAAGUGAUUGAUUAUAUCAGAAGGGAGCACAACAUCAGCCAUGUGACUAUACAAGUUGAGCGUUAACGAGCUCUUUGAAGGUUAAGAUCAGGAUACGGUGAAGGAUUAAAUUGAUCAUAUGGUUGCAUAUAUACUCUUCUUAGAUGAGGUCCAGAUUUUUAGUAUCAGCAUUGAUGUCUAGGCAGUGCUUUGCUAAUCUUACCAAAGAUGCAUGUUUUUGGUGCCAAGUAAUUAUAUUGUGGUUACUGGUUAGGAGAUGAAGAAACUGUAGAAGUGCCAGUUUGCAGCCACCUUGAUUCUUAGUUUCUUACUGUCACAAGUAUAUGGGAGGUAACUGGUUCCCUCUCGGUGCAAAUAUAUUGAAAACUGCAUGAUGGCAAAAUAUGCAUUGGUUACACUUGACUUGAUUGGUCUGUAACAAUUUGCAUGACAUUGUAAUAUUACUUCUUAAAAUCGGAAUUGCAUAAGAGUUUAGUGUCUUGCAACUC